UCUUUCCCCUGUGUUGUUGUCACAAGAGGAACAAUGUUGUUGCUCUCUGCUCGGGUGUUGUGUGACCAGUCUGGAGUUUAACCCGAAAAGUCACGAUGUGCCACUGACCGCCUCUGAACAUCAACAAAAUACUCUCAUGUAGCCAAAACGCCUGGAGAAUAAAGCAUGGAGGUGGUGGACAGUCCUGUAAAUCUCGCCCAUCAGCAGUGCAGGAAGGCAGACCGCUUGCUUGCUGCUGGGAAAUAUGAAGAGGCUAUCUCUUGCCACAGAAAGGCUGCAGAACUGCUGAAGGAGGCCAUGAAGCUCACAGAGUGUGAACAGGCUCGUCUGUCUUUAGAGCUGCAGCGAGACAGCCACGUGAAGCAGCAGAGGUUGAUCGAGGAGCGGUGGAAGCGAGCAAGGCGAGAAAACAAGCCCCGUGUCCUUCAGGUGCUCCCUUCCUCGUCCUCAGAGUCAGUGUCUCACGCUCAGCUGAGCUCCUCCUCCUGCCCUGAGCGCGAGUACGACACCUGGCUGUACCUGCUGAGAAACAGAGGCUCCUCCGGCGCCGCACCCGAGCUGACCCCGGGCACCAAGGCCCACAAAGACGACAAGACCCGCCUGGAGGAGCAGCGCACCACCAUCGAGGACCUGAGGCGGCUACUGGAGCGCCUAUUAGGGGAGAACGAGCGCCUGACUCGGGAAAACGAGCGGCUACGUCAGGAGAACGCGCGUCUGCGCAGGGAGAGCGACGCGGACGCCCAUCUGGUAGAGAGCUCGGAGCUGUGGCUACUGCCUUCAGCACCUGACCAGCGCAAACCUGCAGGCAUCACCAUCCCUCACCUGCCCCCACUCGAGAUGCCCCCUCACGAGAUCCCUCUGGAGGAGCUGCCCGCACUCGAGCUGCCCGAAGACAUCCAGCAUGAGUUGCAGGAGCUACUGGAUGGAGAGAAACUGUGAGCAAAUAUGCGCUCAUCAAAGGGAAAAAAAACACAAUCGGACGGGCAUCGGCGUGGUCACACCGCCCGGGUGUCUGACCCUGGUGUCGGUGGCAUAAACGGCUUGUUUCUAAGCAUCAGAUGCUAAUUUUUUAUUUCUCCGUCUCUCUAAUGAUCCUAGGUACUGCAGCUAUUUGAUACAAAAAAGGACUUUUGCAGGUCUUGUGCCUUUUUUGAGUAUUUCCAAUGUGUAAUUAAGUUUAAAGAGAAAAAAAAUAUCUCAUGGUGGAAGCCGUGAUCGUCUGACUAGCUCUGAGAGCGCAUGACUGAGACGUUUUGGGAAAAUAUCAAAGCCUGGUCUUUAUCAGGAGGAGACCCGGGUGUCUCGAAGAACCCACUAUAUCCCAGACACGGACAGCAAGCACUGUGAACUGUGUGUGUGUGUGUGUGAGAGAGAGAGAGAGAGAAAGAUCAUGCAUGUGUUUGCGUAGCUUCUUGAUUUAUUUUUUUUUUGUUAGAUUGUUAGACAUGAUGGCAUGUGGAAAAGCACGAACACACAGCUUCACUGCCUCGGAUUGUGUCCCGUCCUCGCCACUGUCUCCUGACUCAAUGCUGUUAGAGGAACAGAACUAACCGGCUCACACCAUGACCCACGAGAGGAGAUCAGAAACCUGUGUCCUGUCUCCAUUUGAACAGUUCCUGUGAUCCAGAGAAAGAAUGAAACACAAAACCAGCCACAACUCGGCAAGCAAUAACACGCUUUCCACUGUGUCUCUCUUCUUCCCCUUCUUUUUUUCUUUCUGGUGUUUGUCUUCGAUUUUUCUGCACAGGAGCCUCAGAUCCAAAUGCACAUCUCAGUGGAAGAAUCUCAAACCUUUCCCAAUCAUUAGAUCAGUUUAAUGUUUGUUUAAUGCAUUGUGUUUUUUUGGGGUUUUGUUUCUCAGAUUGUUGUACUGUAAUCAAGUGAUCACACAGUAAAAUGUUUUCAGGUGAAUGUGUGAUUUUUACUUUGAAUAUGCAGGAAUACUCUGAAUAUCCAUACACAAUCAUACAGGAUGUAACAAUAAGUGGGCUUUAUGCUUUACGUCAAACACUAAUCCCGAGCAAAUCCACUCGUGCCACAUGUGAAAGGAAAAAAAUCUCACCGCUUUUUACUGGGAUUUAGAGACGUCGUGUUUGUCUCACGAAGAGGGAACCAAAUCAUCGUUUUAAUUUAAUGUUUCAGUGUAAUUAUUGUUUUACAGAUGUAAUCCGAGUGCAUCUGAACCUUUUCACUUCCAUUUGUGUGUGUGUGUGUGUGUGUGUGUGUGUGUGUGUGUGUGUGUGUGUGUGUGUGAGAGAGAGAGAGAAGAAGAAAGUCAUGAUGAAAGUGUACCGUUCUGUUCAUGCAUGAAUGCCUGUUGUAGCUCUAAAGUGUAUGAUUGUUCAGAUAUUAUUAUAAAGAAGGAUUUAUGUUACACUUGGCUUGUUUAAUCAGAAUUUGUGUUUUGUAUAAAAUGACAUUGAAGCGUGAGAAGAAAAUAAAUAAUGUAGACCUGGGAAACGGGUUUGUUUU
Molecule: messenger RNA, 2472 nt
Organism: Hemibagrus wyckioides
Lineage: Eukaryota; Metazoa; Chordata; Actinopteri; Siluriformes; Bagridae
Gene: nrbf2b
Product: nuclear receptor binding factor 2b
Exons: 4
Coding region: 166-939 (257 amino acids)
Biological process (GO): autophagy
Source: RefSeq, a predicted model, not a curated record